AUGGAAGAGCCGUCCUUGGAGCUCACGGUGCCGGGGAGCCCGUUGGAGGAGGCUGCGGAUGGGGCAGGGAGCCCGCUGGAGGUGGAUGAAGAUGCAGCACAGAUCCCGUGGGAGGCGGAUGCGGAUGGAGAAGCGAUCCCGUGGGACGUGGAUGCAGAUGAAGAAGGGAUCCCAUGGGAUGUGGAUGCAGAUGGAGCAGGGAUCCUGCUGGAUCUGCACGCCAUGCGCGACGCCCUGCGGCCCUUGCAGGCCGAGGCGAGCCGCCUGCGCCGCUGCAACGGGAGCCUCGAGGAGCAGAUGGCCCUCGCCAAGAGGAAGCGGGAUGAAGAGGUCCGGCAGUACCGGGAGCAAGUGGAGGAGCUGGAAGAGCGGCUGAAGGAGCUCAAGAACGGGGUGCAGCAGCAGCAGCGCAAGAACCAGGAGCUGCAGGAGCUGCGGAGCAGCCUCCACCAGGAGCUCUCCAUCUACAAGGGCUGCUUAGAAAUCUACGGACACCUUUGCAAAUCAGAAGAAAAAGCCGAGCAAGACUACGAGGAAUGACGGCUUUUCCCGUUUUUAG
Molecule: messenger RNA, 559 nt
Organism: Tinamus guttatus (white-throated tinamou)
Lineage: Eukaryota; Metazoa; Chordata; Aves; Tinamiformes; Tinamidae
Source: RefSeq, a predicted model, not a curated record